Messenger RNA from Ceraceosorus bombacis, 601 nucleotides. Lineage: Eukaryota; Fungi; Basidiomycota; Exobasidiomycetes; Ceraceosorales; Ceraceosoraceae. The record is from the annotation of a GenBank genome assembly.
AUGUCGUCAUCGCUCGCUCGUGCGCUACCCGCAGCCGUCAAGGAGAUCAGGCUCCACCUGUGUCAGACUGGACCAGCCUCCGCCGGCGUGAGGUGAGUAGUGUCUUGUAGAGGGCAUCGAAGGCUGCAUCGGCACGCGAUGCCAAUCGAGUUCAAGAGGUGCCAUGCAUCACAUUCGAUUGGUGACAUCUAUGAGAGUCUCGCUGACAUACAUUGCCCUUCCUCCCGACUUUUCUAUCGAUAGGGAAUUCUUGAGCAGCGCAUACCCUGCCGUCAAGCAGGCCAACCCAGAUUUGCCCUUCUUGAUCCGUGAAGCAUCCGGUACACCAGCACGUAUCUUUGCUCGAUUUGGUGAGUGAAGAAUGAGGGCAACGCUGCAUGGGGCAGUCCGGCUGCGGCGAUAGGGCAAUUGCAAAUCAAGCUGGCUCAGCACCGGACGCCCCAGAGACAGGUUCCUGGCAGCAAGACCAUCAUGCACGAAUCGCGCUGACGCUGUGAAUAUCUGCGGAUCGUUUGCAGAACGCGGUCAGGAGAGGCACAUUGAGCUGGAUGGAUUGAGCAAGGCUGACGUGGAGAAGCGAUUCUCUCAGCUUGUAGGAUGA